Bacidia gigantensis is the source of this 2193-nucleotide messenger RNA. RefSeq lists its product as uncharacterized. The coding region runs from base 1 to 2193 and encodes 730 amino acids. Gene Ontology annotation, biological process: asparaginyl-tRNA aminoacylation. Gene Ontology annotation, molecular function: asparagine-tRNA ligase activity; ATP binding; nucleic acid binding. Gene Ontology annotation, cellular component: cytoplasm. The transcript has 3 exons. The record is from RefSeq and is a predicted model, not a curated record. NCBI's taxonomy places the organism in Eukaryota, Fungi, Ascomycota, Lecanoromycetes, Lecanorales, Ramalinaceae.
AUGGCAGACUCAGGGUCAGAAGUUCACAUUGACGAAGACAUUGGCAAGGAUGACCCUUCCGCAAAUGGGUCUCAGUCUUCGCCCUACAAGUCACUACUUUACGCAUACAUUCAACAUCCACCUUCUUCGAGCUCUUCGUAUCUUACACGAAAGUCUGAGACAGGACCUGUCAGUGAGCAUGGUGAUCCAGAAGUUCGAAAAGAAUGGAAACCCGCCUCAGCAUCAGCACAGAAGAAGGCGUCGAAGGCCUACGAUCAGUACAAGAAGAAGCUUGCAAGACAAGACGAAUUUGCGAUAAGGAAAAAACAGGAGCAAGUGAAGAGACAGCAGGCGCUGCAGGAAGCAAUGAAGGUGAGAAUCACUGAAGAUGCUUCACUGCCUCGAGCCUUCAAAAUCCGGCUGGAUGAGCAGGAUCCUCAGUUGGUUAAACUGAGGAGAGGUGACAGCACAAAGGAUGUGGACUAUGGAAACGGUAGCGGCUCAAGGGUGCGAGUCACCGGAAGAGUACAUCGGUUGCGCGACCAGAAAGAUGUCAUUUUCGUGACGCUACGAGAUGGCUACGGCACAAUGCAAUGCGUCUUGACGGGCGAUUUGACUAGAACAUACGAUGCCAGAACCCUUACGCUCGAGACCUCAAUGGAGAUCUGGGGUGAGAUGUGGGAGGUUCCACACGGACAACAUGCCCCCGACAAUCGUGAAAUGCACGCUGACUAUUACGAAAUCAUUGGUAAGGCCGCUGGAGACAAGGAAGCUAUCACCACCCGCGUAGCCAAAGACGCAGAUCCGCAAACCCUUCUAGACAACCGACACCUUGUGUUACGAGGAGAGAAUUCUUCAGCCGUGAUGAAGGUCCGAGCUGCACUGCUCCGCGCAUUUAGAAGAGUGUACGAGAGCGAGAUUACGCCAUCUUGCCUCGAAGUCACUCCACCUUGUAUGGUCCAGACGCAGGUUGAAGGUGGAGCGACUCUCUUCGACUUCAACUACUACGGCGAGAAGGCCUAUCUAACACAAUCAUCUCAGCUCUAUCUAGAGACAUGCAUAGCUUCCUUGGGCAACGUCUUCUGUGUGGCGCCUUCCUUUCGUGCCGAAAAGUCUUUGACCCGUCGACAUCUCUCAGAGUAUACCCACGUUGAGGCAGAGCUUGACUUUCUCUCCUUUGAUGACUUGCUUUUACAUUUGGAGAUGGUAAUGAGCAAUGUCGUUGAAAUCGUACUUUCAGAUCCGAAGAUCAAAGCUAUGGUGUACGAGCUCAACCCGAGUUUUCAAGUCCCGGAGCGACCCUUCAAACGCAUGACUUACGCCGAGGCCAUUGUUUGGCUUAGGAAGAACGAGAUUCUUAACGAGAACGGGCAGCCUCACGAAUUUGGUGACGAUAUCGCCGAGGCCGCAGAGCGAAGGAUGACAGACAUUAUCAACCGUCCAAUUUUUCUAACACACUUCCCGGUGGAGAUCAAAGCUUUCUAUAUGAAGAAAGACUCCCAGGAUUUGAGGGUUACAGAAAGCGCUGACGUCCUGAUGCCUGGCGUUGGAGAAAUUGUAGGAGGGAGCAUGAGGAUCGAUGACCACGAUGAGCUUAUGGCAGCCUUCAAGAGGGAAGGCAUUGAUCCAAAACCUUACUAUUGGUACACUGACCAGAGAAAAUAUGGGACCUCGCCUCAUGGCGGCUACGGCCUCGGCCUUGAACGGUUCUUAGCCUGGAUGUGCGGGCGAUUCACGGUCAGAGAAUCACCUGCGAACGUGUUGGAUAUUGAAGAGGCGGCUCCUCGAUCUGCUUCAGCGCUCAGCUUCAACUGUGUCGGUGUAGCAGCAUGUGAUAGUGAUUCUUCCAGUAUCGAGACCGUCGUGCCAUAUACGCGUCCAUGGGAUGGCAUUAGUGAGCGCGAAACCAGGCUUGGCUACAACCCUUCUGAAAGGAUAAAUUACUCAUUAAAACGCGCCACAACUUUUCGACUUUUCGACCUGACACCGGAAGUCCAGGACAAAAUAAUAUGGUGGUCUGUUGUCGGUAUCUGCAACAAGAAGGAGCUCAAGCCUUAUGGCUACUCCGCGAAGAUGUCUCGUAGUGGCAGACCAAUGUUCAAUGUCAUGGUCGCUUUAGCUGCGCACAACAAUCCUGAAGCUGGGAGGCUGCUCAAAGUUGCGAAGCAGUAUCUGUAUGAUAAAGACACUCCAGGCAGCGUUUGCAUCCUGUGA